Molecule: messenger RNA, 9061 nt
Organism: Diorhabda carinulata
Lineage: Eukaryota; Metazoa; Arthropoda; Insecta; Coleoptera; Chrysomelidae
Product: mucin-2-like
Exons: 16
Coding region: 366-7868 (2500 amino acids)
Source: RefSeq, a predicted model, not a curated record
AUUGGAGGGGUACCAGUUGUCCAAGUAAGAGAAAGGCCACCGCUUCUGACCGGUGAGAGGGAAACUGAUACAAUUUUUUUUCUUUGGUCCGUAUCAUGAAAAUUUUGAAUUAUUUGAUUCAUUCUGUCGUUUUGUCGCGCGCGGUACUGUAUAUCUGGGUUUAUCUUAAUUUGUGACUUGCCUUCUCUUUUGAUCGAUUCGGAGUGUGUUCAGUGGAGAAACUUAUUAUAUUUGUGAUUAUUUCCGACGUUAAUUGGAAUAGUUAUAGGGCUGUCACAAAGGCUAUGGCUUGUAUUCUACCCAGGUCUCCAUAGUCUACAUGAUCCAAUUUUUCAUUCCAAACUAAUGAAUUAUCCAACGUUAAGAUGAAAUUAUUUCCAUUAUUCUUAUUCUUCUUUUUAGUCUUACAAAUUAAUGCACAACGAAGGACGGCAGCAAAACCUACCACUGAAACUGAAAAUAUAAAACCAACUUCACCGAGGGGAAGAGGUAGAUCACGAUUUGUAGCUUCAGAAGAGUUCCAAGGAAUCCAAGAUAAAUCAUCAGCUGCUGAAUCAACAACAAGAAAAACAGUAGCAUCAAGAAGACGUGUGGUUGAAAAUGUAGAGCAACGUUUUCCCUCAAGGACAUCUUCUACUUCGAAUCCUUCGAAACAGCCCUCAACAACUAUACCUCCUAUUUCAAGACGAUAUAAUUCGCAGACAUUCAGUGAUACUGCUGAAAAAAUUUUUAAUGUCAAUGAAAAUGCGAAUAGAAGGCCUCAAAGGCCUCAAAAAACCCAAAUGAGUUCUGCUGCUACGAGUACAAAUCGAAAAACUUCAAAACCAUUAACGGAAUAUGUAGAAAGAAGGAGUUUCAAGAAUACAUAUGAAGUACAAGAAAUAUUGGACGAAAAUUUCGAAUUAGUGCGUAGAUCCCAAAAACCCAGAGAAAAUAGUUUCAAAGCUACAAAUGUCCUAUCAAGAAACAAAGAAAAUUUGUUACCUACUAAAGGAAAUACCUUUCCAAAAAGAAAACAGGAAAGUGCCGAUACGUUUACUGACAAGACACCAAGGAGAAAUAAAGAAUUGGAAGAGUUAUCUAGGAGUUUGAAUAUACCAUCGCGUAAUCAAGAUAAUUUAGAACCGAUUAAGACUUCCAAAACAUAUGAACCAGAAGUUAGUGCACCCUUAUUGAGCAACACUAAAGAUACUAACUUGAUUGAAGAACAGUCUCUCGAUACUACACAAGUGCCAUCCGAUUUAGAAGUAUCCCCUGAUCCGUUACCAGAGCUACAAUAUGAAGAAGAUUUAUCAAAAGUUCAAACUAGUUCUACAACGACCACAAAACCUACUGAACCCACUAGAAGUCAAGGAAGUAGAAGAAGUAGUCAAAGAAAAACUACUGUAGUAACAGAACAAUCGACUCAAGCUCCUAGAUUCAGAACCAGAGGACGAAAUUCUCAAACAGCUCUAGCAUCUCAAAACUCUGAAUCAUAUUUGAGAGCUGCAACAUCUACAACUGCUCCUGGAAGGGGAUAUAGAAGAAGAAAGGAGAGUGUGCUGGAGCCUAGAAAAGGACCAUCAGUGUUCUCUGCUGAUACCGAAUUUCAAGAGAGACGUCCAAGAACCGAAAGAAAAAUCAACAUGUCGACUUCCGAGAAAGUCAUGAUUGCAGACUUUCCCACGAGAAGCCGUUAUAACACAACAAUUAGAAAACUUUCCAACAUAACCCCGACAACUUCAGCUCCAAAUGGCAAUAGACUCCGUUCUAGAGAGAUGCCGGUAUUCGAUGAACAAAAGUUAGAAGUUUUACCUUUGUUCGAAGAAGAACCAAAGCUCUUACAUACUCGAUUCACUAAUCGAGCUGACGAUACUCUCUCCAGGUCUGUCAAAAAAGAAGUUUCCAAUGAAGAUACAUCUCCAAAAAGAGGAGAAAAUACAGAUAUUAGAACUGAAAAACGAGUAGCUUUUAACGAAAAACCAAUUUUCAAUGAGAAAAAUGCGACUGUUUCAAGAUCUAGACGGAGAGGAAACUCAGAUUCAACCCAGAAAAGUAUAAAUAAAACAGAAACAACGAUAACAAAGCCAACUAAUACACCUUCUAGAUCAAAAGUUGUAGUUAAUGCUGGAACUAAAACAGAAUCUUCAGUUGAACAAGCUCUUCCGAUCCGGAAAAAUGAAAUUAAAGAAUCUGUGGUGUCCGAAGUCAAUGAGGUAACUUCUCGCAGAAAAAUCUCUAGGAAAAAAGUAGCGAACUUAACAGAACUGCAGGAGAAAUCUCGCAGUAGCGGUUUAAGAGGUAAUAAAAAAUCAGAAGAAUCUACAAAAGCAAGUUCAGAAGAAAUCGGAGAAUCUGACAAUUAUCCAGAAGAAUUCAAGGCUUUGAUAAAAGCCAAAAAAGAAAAUAAGACAAAUCACAAAGAAAACGAGUUAAAACUAAAGCCGACAACUUCCACUUAUUCAUCUAGAUUGAAUCGUAAAAAGUUCACUACUUCAACAACUGUUAAAUAUAUUCCAGUCUCUACAACGCAAAAAAGUUUUAUUGCCAAAACGUCGAGACUAACUACCACUCCCUCAUCAUCUCCAAGCAGAAUAACUAAAUUCAGGUCUGUUACACCGAAAAGUUCCAGUUUUCCAAUAAAAUCAGAGAAAAAAGUUUCAUUCAGGCCAAUAGAAUCUAAUAAAGGAAAAAGUGUGGAAAGAUUUGCGAGAGGAAAAAAUAGCAAGAAAUCUGAAGAUUCCGUAUUUCUCUCUACAAAGGUCCCUAAAUAUUUGACAACUCCAAAGAAACUUGAUCGUGGUAAAUAUAGAAGUUUCACAACGGUGCCUCCAAAAUAUAUUCCGACAAUUCCUUCAGUGCCAUAUGUACCAACGGUUCCAACAGUUACACCCCCGAGAACAGCAGUUGAUGCCACAACAAACCAAAGAGAUGAUGAUGAAGGAGUUAAAGUGAUAUCAAUCGAUGUACCUGUUAAAGCGAUAUCAUCAGCGAAUCUAGUCAACGGUGAUUUCGUUUCGUCCACAACUAACUCUGUUUCAGUAGCUUUACCACUGGUAAGCGAGGGAACCUCUGAAAAACCAACAUCUAUUAUCGAAAGAAUAAUAAAUUCGAUCAGCGCUAGAGCAACAACACCAUCCUCUUCAAAUACAUCGCCAAGUAGUACAGCGACCACAACAGAGUAUUCGUCGGCCAUAUUGAAAUUAUCACCACAAAAAUCUAGACAAACCGACGCUACUGACGAAACUAAAGCUAAUGACCAAGUAGGUAGUGUUAAAUUAACAACCGAGAACCCUACAACGAUAAUUGAGAGGAUAUUGAGUUCAUUAAAUGCUAUACAAGCAACAGAUAUUACAAGUUCAGCGCAAGUAGGUACCGAAUCUAUAAAUUUGAGCUCUUUCACUACCACGCCUCUAUUUAGUGUGACUAAGUCUUCCAACACCAGAUCACUCCCUGCACCUACUAGCACAACGAACAAUCCUCUUAGUAUUUUAGAUGAUAUCACAUCCGAAGAAUUUGUACAGAAUCAAGCAAUAAGUAGAUUGUUGGACAUUUUGAAUAGUAUGGUAUCUACAGAGCAAACGGAUAAUUUUGUUAUUGUUACGCCUAAAAGUGUAAAUAAGCAAUUUGGUAGGGGUCCUUUCAUAUCAACAACUAUUUUUCCUCCUUCUACUUUCGUAUCCGAAUUCACAACACCCAAUACUAUAUCUACACUACCAUAUUUUGGUACUGAAGCUAUUUCUUCGAAUCUGAUACUUUCCGAUAAUACUUCAUUUGUAUUUAGUACACAAACAACUGAUGAUAGCAGUAAAUCUGUAUCACUUGAGUCCACUACUGAAGCUUUAUUAUCAACUUCUCCUCCUGAAUUGACUUCAGAUCAAUCAGCAACUAAUCAGAGCUCAACUAUAUUAACAGUUGAAGAAAAUCUUAUGAGCUCUACUAUUACUAUAGAACCGCAGAUGACAUCAACCACUGAAGUAUCUCCAGCAGAGAAUACUAUUUCUACCAAUAGUGAAAUACAGUCAACAGUUACUGAAACAAUGAAUUUAAUUACAUUACUUUCAUCGCUAUCAUCUCGAAGAUUUGAAGUGAGUCCUGGAAGUGUCUCUGUGUAUUCCGCUAACGAUAUUAAUUCCAACUUUGUAACUCCUGAGUAUGAUAUAUCCCCUAAUGCAGUAGUAAAUACCGCAGAUAAUAAUAUUUCUACGACUACAGUUAUUAACACGGAAGAUGACCUUUUCUCUGAUAUCCCCACAGUUAUACAAAAUAUGUCUACUGAAGGUAGUAUGUCCACUACUACAAUGAGAAGUAUUAGAGGUGAAGCUAUCUCUACUGAAGGAAAUGACGUUUCUACAUCGUCACUAUCAGGUAACACCGCUAUCGAUAUUACUACUGCUAGGCAGAGCACCAUUGAAGAUGAUAUAUCUACCACCACGGUAGAAAGUAUCACUGGUCAAUCAUCCACUAAUACAGUUACCACCCAAAAGUCUACUGCUGAAGAUGAUAUUUCUACUAUUCCGGCAGUCACCAUUGAGUCGCGAAUUACCAGUGAUACUGCUACAGAAAAUGCAAUUGUAGAUAAUAAUCUUUCGACUACUCCAGUAAGCAGUGAAUCGAACAACGAUACAAACGUUACUCAAAAUAACAUUGCUGAAGAUAUUUCCAUCAAUACAAUCGCUGUAUCUGAUAUUACUACUACAACAGAAACUACCACUAAUAUGCCUGAUAAUACAACCACAUUAGAAUUAACAACUACCCCAGUCGAUUCCAGUAGUACUUCUAUGGCGAGUAGUCCAAAAUCAAGAACAGGCAAAUUGCUGAACAUAGCUCAGGAACCUGUACAGAAUACAAUUGAUACAUCCACCCCUGACUAUUUUAUUUUUGCUGUACUUAACAAUAACACAAUAUUACGUAAAAGACCGUUAAUAGAACCUAAAUCUUCCUACUUUGUUAUUGGUGUGUAUCCUAACAAUACUGUUGUGAAAAAAUAUCCGAACGGUACCGUAGUUCCCAUGGAAAUGACCAUACGGGUAAGGGGAUUCGAUACACGUGAAAACCCCCCACCUUUACCAGAUAUAACCAGUAACCAAGUAACAAGCGAUCCUGGAAGUUCUAUGGAUAAUAAAAAUGUUAAAACGGAAGAGCAGAAUACCAUUCCUACAGUAACUGCGACCACUAUUUCAAUUUCUCCUACUAGCACUACACCUUCUACCAAAGCACAAAGUAGUACUACACAAUCCACAAGCACACCCGUCCUUUCAACUACAACCACAUCGUCUACCACUACAGAAUCAACGACUACCUCGACAGAAUCACCAGCUUCUGAGCCUACUACAGUGACAAAUGCCCAAAACCAACCAACAACAACUACAUCUGCUCCUACUAUGACAACUACUCCAAGUAUCACUACAUUACCAAGCACAACUGUAGUACCCUCGAAUCCUUCCCCUAGCACCAAUUCACUUAAAAUUGAUGCAGAAGCUAGUACUAGUCCAAAUACCACUGGUAUCGAGAGCACGAAUAUAACCAGCACUGCGAAUGUUAGUUCAGAUAUGCAAAGCACGAGUGCGGCUAGUACACUUGUACCAGAUGUGGUGAUAGUAGAAUCGAGUACUAUAGUCACUUCUACUGAAGGAAGUAAUAACAAUACACCAACGUUUCCAACACUGUCUGAAUUAUUUAAUGGAAAAACCAUUGAAGCUUUCAAUGAAAUUGUUAAUAGUGACAAAACAAGUAUGAACACUCCUAAUACCGAUGAAAGUAUUCGGGCAACCAAGGUUGAUACAACCACACCAUUUUCUCAAGACAGUACAACAGAAACUUUCAAUCCUGCGACAAUUCCAACAGCUGUUAAAACACCUACAAUACAACAACAGGUCGAUACUACUACUAUCGAUAGUACAAUACUUUCCAAUCAGGUUCUUGAUUUCACAAGUCCCUCAAAAGUUAAUGAAAUAUCAGGAAUACAGAAAAUGAGUAGUACUAACACACCAACAACUACAGCUGCUUCAAUGACAAGCACGCAACGACAAAGGAUAUUCACGAGUACUCAACCUUCGCUUAUACCUACGUUCCUCACAACACUUUUCCCGAAUUUAUUCAGAAGUGAAACAAUCAAAGUUCCAGAAUUAACGACGAAAAAACCGGGUAUUAUACGAAUAUCUGCCCCUCCUUCUGUAACAGAAACUGCAUCAUUCACGGCUAGUACAACCACUACCAGACCCCCAGCAACUAUCAAAGUAAAAAGCAAUACAAUUCCACCAGUCACCACAAUAGUUACAACCACGACGACGGAGAAAACAACUACCACAAUGGAACCUACUACGACUACCAGGCCCACGACAACUACAAUCCCUACUACAACUACUGAAGCUACUACAACUACAACUACUGAAGCUUCUACAACUACUACCACUGAAGCCACUACAACUACUAGAAUCACUACCCCUGUUACUACUACAGCAAGAUCGACCAUAACAACUGGGAAAGUGCAAACUAGCGCAGGCUUCACUACUGCAAGAUCAAUUGAUGUUACUAGUUUUAAUACUGUCGAAUUAACUACUAAGUCGUUACAGCUGAAAGAAUUAACUCCACAACAGAAAGAAAACUUGAAGGCAAUCGCGCAAUUGGAAAAGCAACAAGCGGAAUUAUUGAAUCAGUUGUCAUUUUUAACACGUCUGAUACCAAAUCGAACUGCGAAGUCAGCAACAACAGGAAACACGAAUUCCAAGACUAGCUCCGGUGGUAGUUUAGCUGAAAGGAUCGUCGCUUUAGCUGUUGAAAGAGAUAGAGCUAAGACUACCAUUCCAGAUACAACUAUUAUAUCCACAACUACUCCUACUAUUAUUGUAGAGACUUCUAGAGCACCCAAAUCUAUCCAAGAUCAAAUAGCAGCUCUAGAAACAACUAAGCCAUCUAAGAAAGCAACAACUUUAGAAGAGGUUUUGAAAGGAUAUAACUUGAAUUCCAUUACGCCACCAGCCUCGACGUCCUUUGGAAAAUCUAAUGAUGCUAUACUAGCUUCCCUUUUGAAAGAACAAGGCAUCGUUCCUUCGACUCCAAAAGUUUUAGCCGGAAUUUUCGAUGAAACCACCAUAAGACCAAGAGUAAGACCAAAAAUUACUACGACUCCUGCACCUGGUCCUAUCAUACGCGGUCUCAACUGGCUCUUGAAUGCUUUAGCUCCUCCACCUUCACCCGCACCUGUUAACAAGAGACCUACUCCUAAACCGGUAAAGCCAAAAAAACCACCAGUAGAAGAAGAGUUAUUAGUAAAUUCUCCCACACAUAUGACACCUGUUAGUACAGCCGCUCCAUCUAAACUGGCCAAUUCUCUUUCCCAGGAUGAAAUUAAGCAACUAAUAAAACAACUGGAAGGAAUACAGAAGAAUCCAUCUACAGGAACACUGGAUCUUUCGCAAAUCAAGAGCAUCCAAAAUUUGCUAAAUGUGGAUGGAGGGGUUGUUAUCAGUACCAACGGAGAACAUGGAACAACUUCAAGGCGAACAACAACUUUGCCAACAACUAUUUUAAGCGAGGCGACCCAACGGCAAUCUAAAAAACUACCUACACCAACAACUGAAAAUCCAAUUUUUGCGUUUACAAACGAAGUUGAUGAUUCAGAAUCUAUUGAAAGUACUACUCGAAUUAUGAGAGCUCCAAUUGGAUUCAAUCCUGUACCAGGGAUAGACGACAAUAAUCCUGAUGUUCCAAAUACUUUAGUGAGGAGUAAUUUAAUUACAGCGGCUGUUAACGUCACCAAAGCCAUUUCAAACUUUUUGGGCACAGCUUUACAGGGGGCGGCAUCAUCUUUCCAAACGAUAUUCGGUGUGUCAUCAGCCGGAACAAGAGUACUGAGUAGUGCAGCAGCAGGAUCAUCAGCUGGAUGAAAUAGAAGCGGGAAAUUUAGGGCGAAAUAAAUUUAUUUAUUCAUGUACGGAACCCCAUUUCGUAUCAACUUUUUAUCAUAAUGAUCCGGUUUGAUAAAGCAAAUCUCCAAGAAUAUAGUACAGCUCAAUUUAAACAUACCAGGGAAAUGAAAAGCUGGAUAUGAGACUUUUCAAGGACUAAAUAUGUUAUAAUUUGUGUAAACAGCUGGAGGUUCCAUUUUUUGGGAGAUCUUCAAUAAUUUUUUUCUUGACACAAAUCAUCUCGUGCAUUUACAUUUUCAAAUAUUCACUUCAAGCACAUGUUUCUUCUCUAGUUCUCCAUAUAGCUUCAUCUAAUUAUUUUUUGUAUGAUAUACUUUGAAUUACUCUGCUCUGAUUUCCAUUAAAUUACUCACGCAUUAUUUCCUUUUCUAUCUUUCAUGUUUUAAUUAUAAUCAUGAUAUGAUAGAUUUAAUCCUCUUGACUCCUUGUGAAUAUUUCGUCACAAGUAUUUUUGAUUUUUUCAUAAUCUUUUAAUACAAAUUCUUCAUCUUGUGUUAACACUACUUGCUUCAUUUAUAUAAUUUAUCAAUUGGGGUUUUUGAUUUUUUUUUCUUCUCAUCUGUACCUCUUGGUAUUUAAUCAAAACGAUUUGUGUUAUAAUCCUACAACGAAUCAAGAACUUUGUGACUCAUUUCAUUCUCUUUUCAUAGUAUUUUCAAUUUUGUUAAUUCGCCUCUCUUGUCGAUAAAAACUGAAUGUUCCAGUGAAUAAAAAUUUCAUACACUAUUAUUAAUAAUUAUUAAUAUUCUAAAAAGUUUUGCAAAAGUUUUCAUGUUUAUUAAGUACCUAAGAAGUUUGACAUGUGAUAAUGAUAAAAAGUUUAUACGGUUUCGACGUUCCUUUUGGUAGUAGGUAUUUAAAUUAAUUCAGGUGCCACUUGUAUAAUAAGCUUUGGACUUUGGAUACAUAAUUUGUAGGAUUGUUCGAAUUAUUUAAUUUCCAAUGUAAAUAUUAUAAUGAGUGAAACUCUAGAAACACACAUUGUAGAAAACAUUGUCAGUAAUAGACACCAAGUUUCAGGGUAUGACAUUUAUAAUACAGAUUUUCUCUUUCAACCAGUCGAUGUGAAAUACUCAAUGUUUAUAAUAAAUCAAAAUAGAUCUAAUACAAAAUACAAUGUAUAUAAAAUGUUAAUUAUAUAUUUUACCAUA